UCCGGGUUUGAACCCGAGGGGUCAGGUGUCGCGUGAGCUGGCCGCGCGCCUCGGUGUGGGGGCUGUAACUAUGGCGAGCCCGGGCGAGGAUUCUGAAMGGGAGCCGCUCUUAGGGGACUACCCAUCCGGAAGCAGAGAAUGGGACAUUAUAGAAACUGAAGAGCAUUAUAAGAGCCGAUGGAGAUCUAUUAGGAUUCUGUAUCUUACUAUGUUUCUCAGCAGUGUAGGGUUUUCUAUUGUGAUAAUGUCAAUAUGGCCCUAUCUCCAAAAGAUUGAUCAGACAGCUGAUGCAAGUUUUUUGGGCUGGGUUAUUGCUUCGUUUAGUAUUGGUCAAAUGGUAGCUUCACCUAUAUUUGGUUUAUGGUCUAACCAUAGACCACGGAAAGAACCUCUUGUCAUCUCCAUCUUUAUUUCAGUGGCAGCCAACUGCCUCUAUGCAUAUGUCCACGUUCCAGCUUCUCAUAAUAAAUACUACAUGUUGGCCGCUCGUGGAUUGGUGGGAUUUGGAGCAGGAAAUGUUGCAGUGGUUAGAUCAUAUAUUGCUGGUGCUACUUCCCUUCAGGAAAGGACAAGUUCUAUGGCCAAUACAAGCACGUGUCAAGCAUUAGGAUUUAUUCUAGGUCCAGUUUUUCAGACUUGUUUUGCUCUAAUUGGAGAAAAGGGCGUGACAUGGGAUAUGAUUAAGCUACAGAUAGACAUGUAUACAGCACCAGCUUUACUUAAUGCCUUCGUUGGAGUUUUAAACAUUAUUCUGAUCAUCACUAUGUUAAGAGAACAUCGAGUGGAUGACUCAGGACGACAGUGUAAAAAUAUUAAUUUUGAAGAAGCAAGAAUAGAUGAAGUUCAGGAUUCCCAAGGAAAUAUUGAUCAAGUUGCUGUUGUGGCUACCAAUGUUCUGUUUUUUGUGAUUUUAUUUAUAUUUGCCCUUUUUGAAACAAUCCUUGCUCCAUUGACAAUGGACAUGUAUGCUUGGACUCAAGAACAAGCUGUAUUGUAUAAUGGAAUAAUACUUGCUGCUCUUGGAGUUGAGGCAGUUGUUAUUUUCAUGGGGGUUAAAUUACUUUCCAAAAAGAUUGGUGAGCGAGCUAUUCUACUGGGAGGACUCAUCGUUGUGUGGGUUGGCUUCUUUAUCUUGUUACCUUGGGGAAGUCAGUUCCCCAAAAUACAGUGGGAAGAUUUACAUAAUAAUUCAAUCCCUGAUACCACAUUUGGGGAAAUUAUGAUUGGUUUUUGGAAGUCUGCAAGAGAAUAUCAUAAUGAACGGCCAGUUGGUUGCCCAGUUGAGCAAGCCUGGUGCCUCUACACCCCAGUGAUCCACCUGGCCCAGUUCUUCACAUCAGCUGUGCUGGUUGGAAUAGGCUAUCCAGCCUGUAAUGUUAUGUCUUAUACAUUAUAUUCAAAAAUUCUAGGACCAAAGCCUCAGGGAGUAUAUAUGGGCUGGCUGACAGCUUCUGGAAGUGGAGCCCGGAUUCUUGGGCCUGUGUUCAUCAGUCACGUGUAUACUUACUUGGGGCCACGAUGGGCGUUCAGCCUUGUGUGUGUAAUCGUCCUGCUCACCAUCACACUCCUCGGAGCRGUUUACAAGAGACUCAUUGCCUUUUCUGUAAGAUGUGGGAGGAUUCAGGAGUAAGGUAGCUAAGACUAUGGUGGAACAUACUUGAUUUGUGUGGCAUUUCCUAGUCGAAAGCUAUGCCCCACAAUUGCUACGAUCCAGUCACCAUAUACAGGCUGUGGAUACAUUGCACAUUUUGAAAAACAAGAACAUAUGUAAAUAACAGAGGGGAUACUACAUGUGAUUGUGAAUAGUAGGACACAUAAAACAUUCUGGGUCAUAAUUUCCUAUGUUUUUCUUAUUAUGCCCUUUUGGGAUUUCAUGAACUAAACAGUGAGUGGCAGUGGUCUUAUAGGUAUGAAAACUACACUCUUAGUGCAGACUACAAAAGUCUCAUUAAAAUAAUGAGAGAAUAUGCAGUGGAACCAGGACAAGUUAGCUGUAUUAUAGAAUGAAAUUAUAGAAUUUUUUUUGCCUAAAGAGGUAUUUUAAUUCAAAGAUAACUACUUUUUAUUUAUAAAAACACAUUUUCUGUUCAUACAUUUCCUUGCGAAGUAAAAAUCAUGACCCUUAAAUUCUCCAUUUAGCAUGCCUGCCAUCCUUCCUGUCUUGUGUAAAUCUUUAUUGUAAUACUGCAUCUCUGUCUUAUUUUAGUUCAAUAUUUCACUAAACCCUAAAUUGAUAUGUGAGCAAGAAAAAUGCUAAUAUUUGAAAAAUGAAGAGGUCAAAAUGGAUAUCUUGGCCUUUAGUGGAGUUACACUAUUUAAUUCUUGGAAGUGCUAAUAAUUCACUUUGUAUCCAUGUAUUCAAUAGUACGUGAUUUCUUAAAAUUAUUGCUAUAUCCCAACUCCUUUAAGCUUUAGAGAAAAAUUCACUGUGAUUAAAUAUUGCCCAUCUAAAUUACAAGAGGGAACACAACAGUCCCUUGUCUACAGAGCUGUUAAAGAGCUAUAGAAUUUUAGUUGGAUUUUAAAUUUGGAUGGGAACUAACAGCCCUGUCAAUUCAGGUUAAUAAGCAUCUGAGCAGAAUGGCUUUCAUCGAACAGUUUAUUGGUACAUAGGAUGCUGGUAAGUUACUAGUACAGAACUGUGCACGUGGUAAUAA
This is a messenger RNA of Urocitellus parryii (Arctic ground squirrel), 2657 nucleotides long. It is a transcript of the gene Mfsd8, whose product is annotated as major facilitator superfamily domain containing 8. Lineage: Eukaryota; Metazoa; Chordata; Mammalia; Rodentia; Sciuridae. Gene Ontology annotation, molecular function: transmembrane transporter activity. The record is from RefSeq and is a predicted model, not a curated record. Gene Ontology annotation, cellular component: lysosomal membrane. Gene Ontology annotation, biological process: transmembrane transport.